UUGAGCCCUUUUUGUCACAUUUUUCUGUACACUCAUCAUCAUAUGCCCACAUCCACAUCCACAUCUGCCCUCUCCUCUCUCUCUCUGUGACUCUAUCCGUCUCAACAGAGCAAACAAACCAACCUCCUCCCUGCUUCUAGGGUUUCUCUCUUUUCCCCCCUUUUUAAUUUCUUCUUUUUUCCUGCAAUUAUUUUCUUCAAUUCUUCUCAAAAGCUCCUCAUUUGGAAGAAAUUCAACACAUUUGGCAGUGCUUGGAUUUGAUAAGAGCUCUGAUAAUCUAAGCUCAGAGAGAUUUGAAAAUUCAUUUGGAAAGAUGGGUGUCAUGUGUGAUUUUUGUGGGGAUCAAAGGGCAAUGGUUUUCUGUCGAUCUGAUGUUGCUUGUUUGUGCUUAUCUUGUGAUCGUAAUGUUCACUCGGCUAACGCCUUGUCGAGGCGUCAUACAAGAACGCUGUUAUGUGAAAGAUGCCAUUUGCAACCUGCCUCAGUAAGAUGUAUUGAUGAGAGGGUUUCUCUGUGUCAAAAUUGUGACUGGACGGGUCAUGGCACGUCUUCGACUUCAUCAUCGCACAAGAGGCAAGCCAUCAAUUGUUACUCUGGUUGUCCAUCAGCUGCUGAGCUUUCUUCCAUCUGGUCCUUUGUUUUGGAGGUUCCCUCUGUGAAUGAUGCUUGUGAGACAGAGAUGGGAUUGAUGAGCAUUUCUGAGACCGACUUGACGGGAGCUUGGAGCCCUUCGGAGAAUAACGACGCCUGUCGAAGAAUGCUCGAGUCGACUGAAGCCAGAGAUGUUUGCAGCAGGGACAAAUCAAAUGUUUUGGUUGGAUCAUCUUCACUCUCUGACUUUGGCUCUAGGCCUCACACUUCAGAUCAGCCAGUUGAAUUGGCUAAUAUGGCUGUACCCAAGUUUUGCUGUCCUGGAACGAAACUUCCCGAAUUCUGUGGCGACGACGACGACGACAUCUACAAGGAGUUUGACAUGGAUGAAAUGGAUUUGAAUCUCGAAAAUUACGAGGAGCUAUUUGGUAUGAGCCUUAAUCAUUCUGAAGAUCUUUUCGAGAACGGUGGAAUCGAUAGCCUUUUCGAGGCGAAAGGCUUUGAAGAUUCAGUUUGCCACAGUGCAGUUGCUGCAGAGGGCUCUUCUGUUGGAGUGGUCAAACCAAUGCAGCCAGCCUGCAGCAAUGGUGCAUCUGCCGACUCGGUUGUGAGUACUAAAACCGAACCGAUUCUCUGUUUUAAUUCAAGGCAAGCAUCGGGUGUGUCGUUUUCUGGCAUUACGGGUGAGAGUAGUGCUGGUGAUUAUCAAGACUGUGGAGCUUCUUCCAUGCUUCUAAUGGGAGAGCCUCCUCCUUGGUGUGCUCCUGGCACUGAAAGUUCGAUCCCGUCGUCUGAUCGUAACAAUGCUGUUCUACGUUACAAGGAGAAAAAGAAGACACGCAAAUUUGAGAAACGAGUAAGAUACGCGACACGCAAAGCUCGAGCCGAUGUGAGAAGGCGAGUGAAGGGACGCUUUGUGAAGGCCGGAGAGGCGUAUGAUUACGACCCGUUGAGCCAGACUAGAAGCUGCUGAGUACAAUUUUUAACUAUGCUUUACAAAAAGGAAUGAAUCACUCUGAUGUCUGCUUGGAAAGAUACAUACUUUAUUUAUCUAACCAGUGGAUGAUUUUGAUGCAUGAUGAUAAGCUGUCUCAUUAUAUCACAGGAAGGUUCGAUGAAAGGUCGCGUCCAGAACAGCGGUUCGGAAGGUUCCACGACCAAACUUUCCGGGGAGAAGUCGAAAAGGGUGUAUAGAUCAGAGCUUCAAUAAGAGACAGUCAGUCACCAUAAGAUUUUGGUCAAGCUUUGAGGGCAGCUCCUCUGAAACUAUCUGUUCAUCGAUCCCUUGUUGGUCAGAAACUAUACUUACCUGACAUUUUUUUUUUUUUUGUUGUUGAUCUGAUGAAACCUGGCUUGGUGUCGGGUGAAAAGCCCGCGAUGGCCGAAAUAUUAUUUUGUUUGUAUAGCACAGAGUCAGAAUAUUUUACGACACGUGGAAUUGAGUUGAGUUGAGUUGAGUUAGUAGCAGUAGAAAUAUGGUUCGGUUCGGUUGAGUUCCAAGGUUGAACCUAAGAUUUUCUCAUUUCCACUUGUAAAUGUAAGGUGAUAGAUUGCAUAUGCAUUUGAGAGAGAUUUGUUAAUUGUAUUCAUACCUUGUAAAUUUAUCUUCUUUGUACCCUA
This is a messenger RNA of Cucurbita pepo subsp. pepo (vegetable marrow), 2211 nucleotides long. RefSeq names its product zinc finger protein CONSTANS-LIKE 9. Gene Ontology annotation, molecular function: zinc ion binding; protein binding. Lineage: Eukaryota; Viridiplantae; Streptophyta; Magnoliopsida; Cucurbitales; Cucurbitaceae. The record is from RefSeq and is a predicted model, not a curated record.